AUGGAUACACCUUAUGUUGAUAAUAAGAUGACUGAGGUUAAGGUGAAAGUGCAUGAUGUUGUGGUGAAUGAGACUGCAGAUGAGGUGAACGAGAUUGAAGGUGAGGUGAAUGAGACUAAAGGUGAUAUGAACGAGCAUGUGGCUAAGGUGAAUGAGCUUGAGGCUAAGAGGAAUAAGCUUGAGCCUGAGGGGAAUGAGGCUGAGGUGAAUGACCUUCAGGCUGAGGGGAAUGUGGUUGGGGUGAAUAAGCUUAACGACAUUAUAAGAGACAUGGUUGAAUAUGGGUAUCCACGACCUGAAACUUAG
Molecule: messenger RNA, 306 nt
Organism: Lactuca saligna
Lineage: Eukaryota; Viridiplantae; Streptophyta; Magnoliopsida; Asterales; Asteraceae
Source: the annotation of a GenBank genome assembly